Durusdinium trenchii is the source of this 699-nucleotide messenger RNA. NCBI's taxonomy places the organism in Eukaryota, Dinophyceae, Suessiales, Symbiodiniaceae. The record is from the annotation of a GenBank genome assembly.
GUCACAGAUUUCUUGCUCAUCGCCGUGCGUGAUCUCUUGGCCGAGAGGCCUGACCUACGAGUGGUGUUGAUGAGUGCCACCAUGCAACAAGACACCUUCCGCAGGUAUUUUGAGGCUUGCGCAGAGGUACAGAUUCAGGGCCGGGUACAUCCUGUGGAGGAGAUCUACUUGGAAGACUUGGCCCCGAAGCUCCAUAAGCUGGGCUACGUGGAGCAGCUGGGGCCGGGCUUCGCGGCCGGUGGGCUAGGCUAUGGGAGCUGGGAGAACAAGGGCCGAGAGAAGUCCUUCAAGUAUCAGGUCCUGGUGAGCCACACGUAUGAUCCUGACCAGCUUUGUGGCUUUAGUGACUACGCCUGGGAGCCCUUGACAGGAGCACGAAAAGACGAGGGACUCUUUCUUCAUGAUGUUUUGCAGCAGACCAAGGGUGUCCUCUAUGACUUCCCGAUUAUCGAAGCGCUGUUGAGCAUGCUGGAGCAGGAAUCCCCCAAAAAGGCGCGCAAGCCGAAGAAUGGCAAGGGAGGGAUCUUGAUCUUCCUCCCUGGUUGGGACGACAUCGACCGGCUGAAGCGCCUCUUGCGGAGUCACGACGUCUUCGGCAGCCGCUGGUUCUGGAUCCUGCCGCUGCAUUCGCAGAUCCGCUUGGAGCAGCAAAAGGAGGUCUUCCAAGUUCCUCCACCCGGUGCCAGGAAGCCCAGCUGA